Molecule: messenger RNA, 1395 nt
Organism: Cucumis sativus (cucumber)
Lineage: Eukaryota; Viridiplantae; Streptophyta; Magnoliopsida; Cucurbitales; Cucurbitaceae
Product: truncated transcription factor CAULIFLOWER A
Exons: 9
Coding region: 231-1016 (261 amino acids)
Biological process (GO): positive regulation of transcription by RNA polymerase II
Cellular component (GO): nucleus
Molecular function (GO): RNA polymerase II cis-regulatory region sequence-specific DNA binding; protein dimerization activity; DNA-binding transcription factor activity, RNA polymerase II-specific
Source: RefSeq, a predicted model, not a curated record
AAAAAAGAGAGAAAAUAUUAUUACCCCAUCUUCCAAUAUUGUUUCCUUUCUCUCUAACAAACAAAAUUUUCAUAUUUUCCCAUUUUUCAUUUCCAAAAGGUUUUUUUUUUUCCCUCUUUCAUGACUAUUUCUUGAAUGAAAUAGCUAAAGAGCUAGAUAAAGGGGGGAUUUUUUUAUAUAUUUUUUUUGUUUUGGGAAUUUUGUUAUUUGGGUUUGAAGUUUGGAUUGAAAUGGGGAGAGGGAGAGUGCAAUUGAAGAGAAUAGAGAACAAAAUUAUUAGACAAGUGACUUUCUCUAAAAGAAGGUCAGGUUUAUUGAAGAAAGCUCAUGAAAUUUCAGUUCUUUGUGAUGCUGAAGUUGCUCUUAUUGUUUUCUCCACCAAGGGGAAGCUCUUUGAAUACUCAACUGAUUCUUGUGAAAUGAAUAUGAGUCAGAAUUUGAAUUUUCAUUUCAGCAUGGAGAAAAUUCUUGAGCGUUAUGAAAGGUACUCAUAUGCAGAGAGGAGACUUGUUGCAAAUGAUAGCCAACCAAAUGGAAAUUGGACACUUGAACAUGCAAAGCUUAAAGCCAGAAUAGAGGUUUUACAGAAAAACCACAGGCAUUUCAUGGGGGAAGAUCUCGACUCAUUGAGUCUAAAAGAGCUCCAAAAUAUUGAGCAACAACUUGAUUCUGCACUCAAGCAUAUAAGAGCUAGGAAGAACCAACUCAUGCAUGAAUCCAUUACAGAGCUAAAGAAAAAGGGCAAAGUACUACAAGAGCAUAAUAACAUCUUAGGCAAAAAGAUAAAGGAGAAGGAGAAAUCACGAGCUCACAAUCCACAAAUGGAGCAGCAGCAGCACCAGAAUAGUAAUGUCAUUGAAUCUUCUCCACUUCUUCUACCUCAGCCAUUUCAAUCUCUUAGCAUGAGUUGUCCUUAUCCAACCCACGGCCUCGAAGAGAACGAGUCCGCUCCCAAUCACGAAAGAUCCGAUACCCUCCUUCCGCCGUGGAUGCUCCGCCACCACCUUGGUGACUAAAGUAAUACAUAUAUACAAUACAGGACUUAUAAUAAUUGUAAGGCUUGUUAUAUAUAUAUAACAAUAAUAUAGUAGUUGUAGUAGUAACAGUAUCCUGAAAUAUGAUUCUUUAGGUGUAUGAACAACCCUGUUGGAUAAUGGAUAUAUAUUGGGAUUGGAUCCUUUGUGAAAACUUGUACUGUAGCUUUUAGUAAAUGUAGUUAAGGAAAUUAAAAGGGUACACCAUGGGAAAAGAGAAAAGCUAGCAUGCAGCUAUAUAUAUAUAUACAUAUAUAGGCUUGUUAUUAUUGGUUCCCAAAAUGAGACAUUUUAUAGAGAAUAAGGCACAGUUUAUAUGAUUAUUGUGUAUAUAUAUACACUUUGUAUAAAUUCCAAGCCA